Molecule: messenger RNA, 2124 nt
Organism: Prunus persica (peach)
Lineage: Eukaryota; Viridiplantae; Streptophyta; Magnoliopsida; Rosales; Rosaceae
Product: transcription factor bHLH130
Exons: 7
Coding region: 630-1883 (417 amino acids)
Biological process (GO): regulation of transcription by RNA polymerase II
Cellular component (GO): nucleus
Molecular function (GO): RNA polymerase II cis-regulatory region sequence-specific DNA binding; DNA-binding transcription factor activity, RNA polymerase II-specific; protein dimerization activity
Source: RefSeq, a predicted model, not a curated record
UCUGUGUUGGCUAACGUGUACACAAUCCGGCCAUUUCUCUUGCUUUAAUAAUGUUAGGACGUGGUUCUGCUGCAAUCAAUGUGUAUGCAAUGCAGCCAUUUCUCUCUUUCAGUAUUGGGGUUCUUCUGUAAAAGUGACUAGUCUUCAGGGGCAUUAAUGGUUAUAGAAAAAUACAAACAUGCCAAAGUCUCAGAGAGGGAGAGAGAGAGAGAGUGACUUAUGGCCUCUGUUAGUUCUGAUUGGCCGAACUAAUAGAAGAGGAAAAGAAAAUGGUUUUUAUUAUUGUUUUCACUUUAUUAUCUCUCUUCACUGACUGGCAUCAACGAGAACAUCACCACUCCCACUACCCCAUACUACCCAGCAACAGCAGCACCUGUAGAGAACAGAAGCAAAUCUCUAGAGAGAGAAAGAUAGAGAUUUACUAGAAAGUAUUAGAGAAGAGAGAUAGUAUAAAGGGGAAAAGACAGAGUCUCAAGCUUUUGUUCCAAUCCUCCUUUUGUAGAGGUUUUGAUUUGAUCUGGUCAGAGUAGAGUGAAAAGAAGAACCCAAAAGGUAAAUAGAAAAGGAGGUUCUUUAUUACUUUCUUCAAAGUUCCAGUCUUUGGAUGAGAAUUGAAGAAUAAGGAAGCAAUGGAAUCAGAUCUUCAACAGCAUCAUCAUAAACCCCAGCAGCAUAUGAACUCUAGCUUGAUGCGGUACCGAUCAGCUCCCAGCUCAUAUUUCGCAAAUUUGGACUCAGAUUUUUGUGAACCAUUGUUCAAUCGGCCUUCUAGCCCUGAAACUGAACGAAUUUUCGCCCGGUUUUUGACUGGUGAAGGUGGUGGUAAUGGUGAUGGGGGAGGAGGAGGAACAGAAGAAACUGCAUCACAUCACAAAGUGACAACACAGACCAAUAACCAGCAAACACAGUUUAUGGUGCCUAAGGUGGAUAAUGAAGCAGUAGUGAUUCAACAGCAGCAGCAGAGCCAUUUGAACAACUAUUCUUCUGUUUCUCAGGGCUUUUACCAAAGUCCAUCUUCAAAACCACCUUUGCCAAAUCAGAGUUUGAAUUCAGCUAAUGAAGGAGCUUAUUCAAUGGGGACAAGUCAGUUGCCUUCAGUGAAAACCGGUGGUGUCACUAAUUCGAAUCUUAUUCGGCAUAGUAGCUCGCCUGCUGGACUUUUCUCCCAUAUGAAUAUUGAUGGCUAUGCUGCAUUGAGAGGCAUGGGAAACUACGGAGCCAGUAAUAGCACUAAUGAAGAAGCAUCUUUUUCUUCUACAAGCAGGUUGAAAAAUUUCUCUUCAGGGCCACCAUCUACAUCAGGGCUAAUGAGUCCAAUUGCUGAAAUUGGGAACAAAAGAAUGCGAUCAGAUAAUCAAGAUUCUAGAGGUUUUGGUGAUGGCUCGGGUAACAAUUAUGUCACUGGUUUCCCAAUUGAUUCGUGGGAUGACUCUGCAAUGAUGUCUGGUGAUAUUACUCGCUCAACAAGCUUUAGGGAAGAUGAUAUCAAAGCAUUUACUGGUUUAAGCCCAUCAGAAACUCAGGAUGUGGAGGCUGGAAAUCGCCCUCCUACACUUCUGGCUCAUCAUUUGAGCUUGCCAAAAACAUCAGCAGAGAUGGCGGCCAUUGAAAAGUUUAUGCAGUUCCAAGAUUCUGUGCCUUGUAAGAUUCGAGCAAAGCGGGGUUGUGCCACACACCCAAGAAGCAUUGCUGAGAGGGUAAGAAGAACUCGAAUCAGUGAACGGAUGAGGAAACUACAAGAGCUUGUACCUAACAUGGACAAGCAAACAAACACUGCAGACAUGUUAGAUUUGGCUGUUGAGUACAUUAAAGACCUUCAAACCCAAGUCCAGACACUCUCAGACAAUCGUGCUAAGUGUACCUGUUCAAGCAAGCCGCAGUAAUAACACAAAAGUGUAGGAGAGACUUUGCUUAUUAUGUACAGGACCAUUAGAAGUUGGAAAAGAAGAUAGAAAGCUGUGCUGGGUCUCUUUUUAGCUGAAAAAUUGAUUGUAGGCUAUUUAUUUUGUGGAGGGAAAAAAAAAAAGGGUGCUAAAAAGUUGCUGUAAGAUCCAAACCCAUUGAUGACAUUAAUAGAAUGCAAGCUGUAUAGUGUAUUUUGUACUGGAUGUGACAUUACAUGUA